This is a messenger RNA of Selaginella moellendorffii, 2048 nucleotides long. RefSeq names its product protein S-acyltransferase 24. The transcript has 13 exons. The record is from RefSeq and is a predicted model, not a curated record. Gene Ontology annotation, molecular function: protein binding; palmitoyltransferase activity. Gene Ontology annotation, biological process: protein palmitoylation. Gene Ontology annotation, cellular component: Golgi membrane. Bases 62 to 1966 code for a protein of 634 amino acids. Lineage: Eukaryota; Viridiplantae; Streptophyta; Lycopodiopsida; Selaginellales; Selaginellaceae.
GGCAUGACAUUAGGGCAAGGUCGUAGCUAUGGAUGAGAGCUAGAGAGGAGAGCUCCAGGGCAUGGCGCAGGAGAUUGUGGAGGUCGUGACGGAGGCUGUGCCAGUUCAAGAGCAGGUCACGGUGAAUGGCGAGCUCUGCCGCUCCAAGGAAGAUCAAGAGCCGGUCAAGAACGACGUCUACACGGCGGCGGCUUACGGCGAUCUGGACAAGCUGCGGCGCCUGGUAGAACAGGAUGGAUGCUCCGUCUCGGCGCCCGAUCACGGCGGAUAUUUCGCUCUACAGUGGAGCGCUCUCAACAAUCGCGUCGCGGCUGCUCAAUAUCUCAUCGAGCACGGUGCGUCGGUGGAUGCCACGGAUGCGGCGGGGCAAACCGCGUUACACUGGGCUGCUGUCCGAGGAUCCAUUCACGUCUCGGAGCUUCUUCUCCAGAAUGGAGCCAAGCUCGAGGGUGCUGACAAUUACGGCUACAGGCCAAGCCAUGUCUCUGCUCAAUACGGACAGACUGCUCUCUUGUACCAUUUGAUUUCAAAGUGGGGUGCUGAGGUUGAUGCCACCGACAAGGAUGGAAGAAGUCCCUUGCAUUGGGCCUCGUACAAAGGCUUUCCAGAUAGCAUACGUCUCCUACUUUUUAUGGAUGCUUUCGUUCGGCGCCAGGACAAAGAAGGAUGCACCCCGCUACACUGGGCGGCCAUUCGAGGCAACUUGGAGGCUUGCACUGUUCUUGUCCAAGCUGGAACCAAAGAAGAUUUGACAAUCACGGAAGGAAGUGGCUGUACUCCUGCUCAACUUGCUGCUGACAAGGGACACAGGCACGUUGCUUUGUUUUUGUCAAAUGCGAGGAGGAUAUUCAAUCACCAUUGGGAUUCCAAGGGCGUAAUGGGACGAGUUUCAAGGCUGGGACUUGCGCCAUUUCUCUGGCUGCUGGUCACCGUCUUGCUCAUCACCUACAUCAACUCUGUAAUAACCUCUUCGACGUUGUUGACUGUACAAGGUAUCGCGGGUGCUUGGGCGUGGUUUGCGGUUUUCGUUGUUACUGGAGGUCUUGUGUUUCUCUAUCGCUGUACCAGCAAAGACCCUGGAUAUGUUAGCAAAAAGCGUGGCGAUGAUCCAUUUGGAAAGCACAUGACUGAUUCUCUACUGAAAAGCGAUUUGAAUACAUCCGCGCUUUGGGCUGGCUUUUGGUCGCAGCUUUGUCCAACUUGUAAGAUAGUGAGGCCUGUAAGAUCCAAGCACUGUUCGAUUUGCAACCGCUGUGUAGAGCAGUUCGAUCACCAUUGUCCUUGGAUAUCAAACUGUGUUGGGAAGAGAAACAAAUGGGAUUUCUUCCUCUUUUUGUGUUGUGAAACCACCGGUAUGAUUGUUGCUGGUGCGGUGACCGUGCACAGACUAAAAACAGAUCCAAAUGCUCCGUCCACUCCAGGAGACUGGUUACGGCACGUAGCAUCCCACCACGUAGGUGCUCUAUCUUUCGUUCUUGCAGAUUUCUUUCUUUUUUUCGGAGUGGCGAUCUUUACGGGAAUACAAGCCGCUCAGAUUGCGAGGAACAUCACGACCAACGAGAUGGCAAAUGCGGCCCGAUAUGUAUACCUUAGAGGACCCGACGGCCUGUUCUUCAAUCCUUACGACCACGGGUUUUGGAAGAACUGCAGCAAUUUCCUGCUCUUGGGCUACAACGAAGACAUCGAGCAGGCUUGGCAGCAAAACGAGUCGGAUCCAGCAGCAGCCGCCGCGGUGGCGGCAACAAUCGAGAUGGCUGAACAAACACCAGGAAUUCUAAGCUCGGGAGGAGGUCAUGCCACUCGCUGCUCGCACAACCAUCAUCACCACCAUCACCAUCAAAACCAGCAAAACCAGCAGCAGCAAUUGAAAAAUGAGCAGCAGCAGGAUUACAGGAAUGGACAAGGGAACUCGAGCAGCGCUCCUGCCGGCCUGGGCAUUGGACUGCCGAGCAGAUUGCGAGCUUAAAGAAAACAAUUAAUUUAUUUUUCUUAUAGAAUUUUUACCUGUUAUUUUGUGCUACGUAAUAUGAGAUUGAUUGAUUCAAAUA